AUGUCGUGGAUGCGUACUUCGGGAUCCAGAUCGCAAUCGACCGUGAUUUCUAAACAGUAUACCGAUUUGGCAUCUCGACUGCUACCUCUCGGCUUCCAAGAUCUUGAGAAAGAGGUCUAUAAUCCUGACGGUCUUGAAGCGCCCAAUCUCGCAAAGUUGUCGACCACUACAACAACGUCAACUGCUGCAGUGGGAACAAUAUUAGACUACCAGGUCAUGAUCCGCAGAGGUAUGUGGACAUGCAGAAGAGAGUUUGAGCGCCAUGGUCGACCGAGUCGGAGGAGAAUCUUAGGAGAUAUCUCUAUAGUCCCUGUUCUCCAGCACGUUCAUACGUUGGCUCACCAUGUACACUCUCAUGGCACAACAAAACGGAGCUGUACUUACGAGCGCACGAUCGAAACAUUGCAGGACACGGCGAUCCUGUACAACGCGAGCAACGGCAUCCCCCUGCCUUCUGGCAUUAUGACUGGCGGCAAUGGGAACCAAGGUUUUACAAGGUUGGAGGCUGACGGGAGCUUGAUACUUAGGGACAAUUACCAUACGCUACUGGGCAUCUUCGAUACCCAGAAUGCUGAUGGCUGGCUCAGCGCCGAUGUUCCUCAAGAGGACAAAUCUGGUGACAGUAGUAUGAGGUCCGCCGAUAGCAGUGGCGAAGUAAUGGCCGACAUGAUGUUGAGUCCAACGAAAAGCGAAUCUAAGGUGGCGCCGACAUCAGGCGACACACGAGCACCUACUUCCAGUCCCUCUGCGGAGCUUGGUAUUGGCGCUAAAGCAGGUAUCGGGACCGGUGUAGGCGUGGUCGGAACUAUCACUAUCGUCGGUGCUGGCCUGUUCCAUUUUCGAAGGCGAAAGAGCAAGGGAAGAAAUCAUCCUACUUCAAUGGCGGCGGCGACGUCGAGGAACGAUGAUUCAGAUGGGACGGGUAUCUUGUACAAUUUCGAUGAGGCCGAACUGGCAACUGGUCCAGAUGUAGAGGCUCAACCGCCUGCUGAACUGCCUGACAAGUCGUUUCGAACGCCGGUCGAGGUCGCUUGGAACGAGUAUCCUGGCAUGGGGGUACCUGCUGAACUACCGGUCAACGAGCCAGCUGUAGAAAUCGGGACUGCGAAGCCACUGGAACGACAAUUCGGGCGUCUAUAGGAACAUACGAGG
Molecule: messenger RNA, 1152 nt
Organism: Paraphaeosphaeria sporulosa
Lineage: Eukaryota; Fungi; Ascomycota; Dothideomycetes; Pleosporales; Didymosphaeriaceae
Exons: 5
Coding region: 1-1140 (379 amino acids)
Source: RefSeq, a predicted model, not a curated record